Vitis riparia (riverbank grape) is the source of this 2444-nucleotide messenger RNA. Its product is annotated as receptor-like protein EIX2. Gene Ontology annotation, molecular function: protein binding. Gene Ontology annotation, cellular component: plasma membrane. The transcript has 6 exons. The record is from RefSeq and is a predicted model, not a curated record. Bases 45 to 2444 code for a protein of 799 amino acids. Lineage: Eukaryota; Viridiplantae; Streptophyta; Magnoliopsida; Vitales; Vitaceae.
GAAAGAAGUUUCAGGUGCUCCUUACUAGAGAAUUGCAUAUUUACAUGGAGAAAAUUUCGAUUCUUGGUUUCAUUUUAGCUAUUCUCUAUUUCAUAACAACAGAACUUGCAUGUAAUGGUCAUACCCGUAUCGACAACAAUGUUCAAUCUGAACAAAAGGCUCUUAUCGACUUCAAAAGUGGUCUCAAAGAUCCCAACAAUCGGCUUUCAUCAUGGAAAGGAAGCAAUUAUUGCUACUGGCAAGGAAUUAGUUGCGAAAAUGGCACAGGAUUUGUCAUUUCAAUUGAACUUCAUAACCCUUAUCCUCGUGAGAAUGAAUAUGAGAACUGGAGCUCUAUGAACUUGAGUGGAGAAAUUAGUCCUUCAUUGAUAAAACUCAAGUCUUUGAAAUAUCUAGAUUUGAGUUUCAACUCAUUCAAAGCCAUGCCAAUUCCUCAAUUCUUUGGGUCUCUGAAGAAUUUAAUAUAUCUAAACUUAUCGGGUGCUGGGUUUAGUGGAUCAAUUCCUUCAAAUUUAAGGAAUCUUUCUAGCUUGCAAUAUCUCGAUCUUUCUUCUAAGUAUCUUGACGAUAUUGAUUCUAAGUAUCUUUACGAGAUUGAUUCUGAAUAUUUUAAUAAUUUAUUUGUUGAAAAUAUUGAAUGGAUGACUGACCUUGUUUUCUUGAAGUAUCUUGGUAUGAAUUAUGUUAACCUUUCAUUGGUAGGAAGUCGGUGGGUUGAGGUGGCAAACAAGCUUCCAAGUUUAACUGAGUUGCAUCUAGGUGGUUGUAGCCUAUUUGGCUCAAUUCCACUUGGUCUUGGUGAGCUACCCAAUUUGCAAUACUUAGAUCUAUCUUCAAAUGUCAAUCUCAGUGGCAGUAUCUCUCAAUUGUUGAGGAAAAAUUGGAAAAAGAUAGAAUUUCUCAAUUUGCAUGGAAAUGGAUUACAUGGUUCAAUUCCAAGCUUCAUUGGAAACUUUUGCAACUUAAAAUAUUUGGAUUUGAGCGAUAAUCUCUUGAAUGGAAGUUUACCUGAGAUUAUCCAAGGACUUGAAACCUGCAGUUCUAAAAGUCCUUUGCCUAAUUUGACGGAAUUAUACUUGUACAACAAUCAAUUGAUGGGAAAAUUGCCGAACUGGUUGGGGGAGCUUAAAAAUCUUAGGGUGAAAACUCUUGAUUUCUCCAAUUCAUGCCACUUGGGUCCUUCAUUUCCGGCUUGGCUUCAGUCUCAAAAGAACCUCCAGUUAAAUCUUUCUCACAAUCAGUUACAAGGUAAUCGAAUAAUAGGGACCAUCCCAGAUUCCAUAGGACACAUCACCUCUCUUGAAGUCAUUGAUUUUUCAAGGAAUAAUUUGACUGGAAGCAUUCCUUCUGCCAUAAAUAAUUGCUCUGGCCUUUUUGUUUUAGACCUUGGAAACAACAAUCUGUCUGGGAUAAUACCAAAGUCGUUGGGUCAGUUGCAAUCGCUCCAAUCACUACACCUGAACCACAACAAGCUUUUAGGAGAGCUCCCCUCAUCUUUCCAAAAUUUAACAGGUUUGGAUGUCCUUGAUCUCAGUUACAACAGAUUAUUGGGUCAAGUUCCUGCUUGGAUUGGAGUUGCUUUCGUAAAUCUUGUAAUUCUCAACCUGAGGUCGAAUAUGUUUUCUGGAAGACUUCCCUCCCGACUCUCAAAUUUAAGCUCCCUGCAUGUCUUAGAUCUUGCACAAAACAAUUUGAUGGGCAAAAUUCCAAUCACUUUGGUUGAGCUUAAAGCCAUGGCUCAAGAGAAAUUGAAUAUAUAUAAGUUAAAUGAGAAUGUCGGCUCCUCGUAUGAAGAACGAUUGGUUGUGAUUAGCAAAGGCCAAAGUCUUGAAUAUACCAAGACUCUUUCUCUUGUUGUAGGCAUUGACCUAUCCGACAAUAAUUUAAGUGGAGAGUUUCCCCAAGAAAUAACAAAAUUGUUUGGUUUGGUGGUUUUGAACUUGUCGAGGAAUCACAUUACUGGCCAAAUUCCUGAAAGCAUUUCAAUGUUGCGACAAUUGUUAUCUCUUGAUUUGUCAAGCAAUAAGCUUUCCGGCACCAUUCCUUCAAGCAUGGCCUCAUUAUCAUUCUUGAGUUAUUUGAAUCUAUCAAAUAACAAUUUCUCUAGUAAGAUCCCCUUUAUAGGGCAAAUGACAACCUUCACCGAGCUGGCCUUUGUGGGAAACCCUGAUUUAUGUGGAGCUCCAUUGACCACAAAAUGCCAGGAUGAAGAUCCAAAUAAAAGGCAAAGUGUUGUUAGUGACAAAAAUGAUGGUGGCUAUGUUGAUCAAUGGUUUUACUUGAGCGUUGGCUUGGGAUUUGCCAUGGGCAUCCUAGUUCCAUUUUUUGUUUUAGCAACAAGGAAAUCUUGGUGUGAGGCCUAUUUUGAUUUUGUAGAUGAAAUUGUCAAAUGGUUGUUGAGAGGAAGAGCAACCUAUGCCAAAAAUCAUCCUAGAAGGCGAUAA